GUGUCUUUCAAAUGGGAACUAUUGUAUUUUUUAUUGUUUAGCACCUGAUAAAAAAAGGCACAGGGUCUGUUAAAGUUUCAAUUUUACAUUGUGAUUGAGAGUCGUAAGUUUGUCAUCGCCAAUGCAAGAGUGGAGAACUGUGCCAUCAUCUUCUGCAACGAUGGCUUCUGCCACAUGUGUGGUUACUCGCGUGCUGAGAUCAUGCAGAAGCCAUGCACGUGUAACUUCCUGUACGGACCUGACACCAAGAGACUGGCUAUAGCUCAGAUGGCGCAGGCCCUGCUGGGGUCAGAGGAGAGGAAAGUGGAGAUCAACCUUUACCGCAAGGAUGGUCAGUGCUUCCUGUGUAUGGUGGAUGUGGUGCCAGUGAAGAACGAGGAUGGUGUGGUGAUCAUGUUCAUCCUCAACUUUGAGGUCAUGACAGAGGAGGCACUUCGAGACCACAAACAGGAGUUUAACCACCGUCUGCCCACCUGGCUUGUCACCGGUCGUCCACGAGGCUUCAAGCUGCGUCUUCCCCUGCUGCGCUCCCUGUCCAACAGUAAAGCAUCUCUCGACGACACAGAGGCUGGUCACAUCCCCACUGCUACACCCCUGCCGCUGCACCCAGACCACCAUAGUCACGAGUCCUUAGGCUUGGGGGAGUUUGUGCCCCUUCCCCCCUUACCAUCAGACCACCAAGAGCAAAUCAGUGGAAGCAGAUCAGCUCUACAGACUUGGCCAGAAGACCGGCAGCAGGACCAGUGCACCUUACUGGUCUCUGGGCCUCCUCUUCCCCCUCCUCCACCUCCGCCUCUUCUGUACGGAGCCCACCUGGUGGGUCAACUCACCCAGUCAUCACCUUGUGUAGCACCCCACCACCGCCUCAGCCUCAACCCGGAAGCCUCAGGCUCUAACUGCUCCAUAUCACACAGCCGCUCACGAGAAAGCUUUCACAGCAUGCGCCGAGCGUCCUCUGUAGACGAGAUUGAGGCCAUGAGGCCUGACUGGGACAGAAAGAACCGGAGAGCGAGUAUCCGGCCGGGUAGCAGCAGCACUGGUGCAGUAAACAGUAAAUCCAACAUACUGAAUUCUACAUCAGACUCGGACCUCAUGCGGUACCGAACCAUCUCCAAAAUCCCGCAGAUCACCCUCAACUUUGUGGAUUUCAAACCUGACCCACUCAUCGCCCUGCCCACCGGGGAGAUGGACAUCAUAGCUCCCUGCAAACUCAUUGACCGGACGCACAAUGUGACAGAGAAGGUCACGCAGGUACUCUCUCUGGGUGCAGAUGUGUUGCCAGAGUACAAGCUCCAAGCACCUCGCAUCCACAAGUGGACAGUGUUGCACUACAGCCCUUUCAAGGCAGUGUGGGACUGGCUUAUCCUGCUGCUGGUCAUCUACACUGCCAUCCUGACACCCUACUCGGCCGCAUUCCUCCUCAAUGACCAGGAGGACGUAGCCAUGCAGAGUUGUGGUUACUCCUGCUCUCCUCUCAACGUGGUGGACCUCAUAGUGGAUAUCAUGUUCAUUAUCGACAUCCUCAUCAACUUCAGGACAACAUAUGUGAACUCUAAUGAUGAAGUGGUGAGUCACCCAGUGCGUAUUGCUGUCCACUACUUCAAAGGCUGGUUCCUCAUCGACAUGGUGGCUGCUAUUCCCUUCGACCUGCUCAUCUAUCGCAACGGAGAGGAGACCACCACUCUGAUUGGUCUGCUGAAAACUGCUCGUCUACUGCGAUUGGUCCGUGUAGCCAGAAAGCUGGAUCGCUACUCGGAGUACGGAGCAGCUGUUCUUUUCCUCCUCAUGUGCACCUUCGCCCUCAUUGCUCACUGGCUAGCCUGCAUCUGGUAUGCCAUUGGUAAUGUAGAGAGAAAUGGUUCGAUUGGCUGGCUCCACACACUAGGGGACCAAUUGGGAAAACACUACAAUGAUUCCAUCCCAGGUUCAGGACCGUCCAUCAAAGACAAGUACGUCACAGCUCUGUACUUCACCUUCAGCAGUCUGACCAGUGUGGGAUUUGGAAACGUAUCCCCAAACACCAACUCUGAGAAAAUUUUCUCCAUCUGUGUCAUGCUCAUAGGAUCCCUGAUGUAUGCCAGUAUCUUUGGGAACGUGUCAGCCAUCAUCCAGCGGCUGUACUCAGGGACGGCCCGCUACCACACCCAGAUGCUGAGAGUCAGGGAGUUCAUCCGUUUCCAUCAGAUCCCCAACCCACUCAGGCAGAGGCUGGAGGAGUAUUUCCAACAUGCCUGGUCCUACACCAAUGGCAUUGACAUGAAUGCUGAUGAUUGGAAGACUUUGUCUCAGCAUGCAUGGUCCGACACCAUCAGAGAAAAUAGGAAUGAUGUGCUGAAAGGUUUCCCCGAGUGUCUCCAGGCAGAUAUCUGCCUCCAUCUGAACCGGACAUUGCUGCAGAACUGUAAGGCUUUUAAAGGCUCCACCAAGGGUUGCCUCAGGGCGUUGGCCAUGAAGUUCAAGACCACCCACGCACCCCCAGGUGACACACUGGUCCACGCCGGGGACGUCCUCACUGCCCUCUACUUUAUAUCCAGGGGAUCCAUAGAGAUACUGAGAGGAGACGUGGUGGUAGCCAUCUUGGGGAAGAAUGACAUCUUUGGUGAGCCUAUCAACCUGUAUGCCCGACCGGGUAAAUCCAACGCUGAUGUGAGGGCUCUAACCUACUGUGACCUCCAUAAGAUCUUCAGAGAAGACGUUCUGGAGGUGCUGGACAUGUAUCCUGAGUUUGCAGACCACUUCUGGAACAACCUGGAAAUCACCUUCAACCUCAGAGAUACCAACAUGAUCCCAGGCUCUCCGAGCAGUGACGACUCCAGCUGUGGGGGGUUCAACAAAUUACGGAGACGCAAGUUAUCAUUCCGACGCCGUACAGAAAAAGAUGAUGCAGAUGCAGGAGAAAUUAAAAAGUCCCAUAAGUCUGUGAGACGAAGAAAGAGGGAGGCAGCUAACAACCGGAAACAGGAGGAGGCAUCUAAGAGGCAGUGGGAAGCACAUCGGAGCUCAGUGUCUUCUCACUCCAGUGGUGAUGAGGGGGAGGAAUCAGUUGCGACAGGCCUAGCCCCUCCUCCUGCAAUGUUAGGUAACCCACACGCUCAGGCCACGCCAAUGAACUUUAAUGAGAGCACCGAGGGUGAUGGAGACCCCAAGACUGGGAACACCUGCAACGCCCUGUCAGGUGCAUUCUCAGGUGUGUCUAACAUCUUUAGUUUCUGGGGGGAGAGUCGGGGGGGUGGACAGUACCAAGAGGUUCCCAGCUGUAGCCUUGCCUCCCCGCCACCCCUCAACACGCCGUUACACAGCCUGAGCCGCCAGCAACGCAACCAGCUGGACACACGCCUGGACCUGCUGCAGAAACAGCUCAAUAGGUUGGAGAGUCGCAUGUCAACAGACAUUGGAGCGAUCAUGCAGCUGCUGCAGAGACAGAUGGCUCUGGUUCCUCCUGCCUACAGCGCUGUCUCCACACCACCCCGGGCCUCACCUUACCCUGGUCCCGGUCCAGGACCAGGUCCAGGUCCAGGAGAGAGGCUUAUUCAGCCUGUUACACCUCUGGAGACAGACACCCUGGCUUCUUUAUCACAGAUCUUGGAUUCCCAGGACUUUGAGGAGUUGCCAGCCAAGCCUUUUGACUCUCUGCAGGCCCAGGACUCUUCUCUGAUCAACACCAGCCAGGGCCAGCUCAUCCCCUCUAGACUCGACAGCCUGGGACAGCAUCUGGAGCUGGAGCUGGAGCUGGGAGCUGGGGCUGGGGUUGUUUUAGGGCCAGUAGUAGCUUCAGGUUCAGUUUCAGGUUCAGGUUUGGAAUUAGGGAGCACGGCAGCAGUGGGCUCAAAUUCAAGAGCAGGGGUAGACUUUGGAUCAGAUGUAUGUAUUGUGGCUGGGGUUGGGCCAGCGGCUGGAUCAAGAAUGUCUCUGCUGGAUCCUGAAACUCAAAGGAGGCUGUCCCUCCAAGAACCACAGACACCUCUGGACUCACGGACACCACAGAGACACAGCUCCGACCCAGGGGGGAGCUAAGGAAGAGGUGAAGGGGUAGGAAUGUGGGAUGGAGGGAGGGAGGGAGAGAGAGAGAGAGUGAAUGAAUGUGAUGUUUUGUCCUGCAGAUCCUCUUGUUUCCCGUCCACACAGUACUUUGGAGAUCAGGAGGCACCUCCUGUACCUCCACCAAAACCCUUUAGGUCACCCAGCUACUGUAUCUUCACCAUGAAACUCUCAAGUAGGGUCACAUGGCUAAGACAGAAGCCAAGGGGGCGGUCAUGGAAAGGGUUGAGGCCUCUCUCUUUUAUGUCCCCCCAUCCCCAUGAAAUAUCCGGAGGUUUCUGAACUGCACAACAAUAAAACCUUUAACCAAAACCACAAACACAGCAGAGAAGAGCUCUGCCUCUUAAUGACAACUUUCCGGGUCAACCCGGAUCAAUCUGGUCUGGAUCUCUCAGUCAUCCGCUAAGGGUGACACUACUUUACACACAUAAACGACUGCUGACAAUCCCUUUACUGCUGUAUCCAGUGUUGGAUGACUGAAAGAACAAGCAAAGACAACAUCGUACAGAAUAGUGACGAAACAAGUAGCCAUUUAUGUCUUGCACUGAAAAUCCUAUUGAUAUAAUUAUUAAUCCGUUCUAUAUGUCCGCGGCGCUUCCGAUAAACUCACAAACUGGUUGGUAAAUUGUAGUGUUAGCUGGCCUAACAGGAAACCGGCUGUCCCGUUCUUUCAUUGGUUCCUUCCCCCUGAUGUCCUGCCCCAAGAGGCGGAACUACCGGCCCCCCCUUCCCAAGAGCACACUGGAUUGGCUGGUUUGCACCUCAGGGGUGGGAACUGGAGGGUUAAAAGCCAUGAAUUUUCUCGACAAACAUAUCAACUGCCCUAUCACAAACAUUGUACAGAUUUGCUAGUGAGUGAAGAACACAUGGCAUGCUUAGGCAGUGUCACAAACAGGUAAACUGGCAAACUUACAAGUUUAACAUGAGAACAGUGCCACAAAAACAGCUAACUAAAUAUUUCAACAAGCAGGAAAUCCCAGUUUGCUGAGUUCAUGUGCUAUGAGUUGUGACUUUUUAGAGAAGCAGAGAAGUUGUGUUUUAUUAUCAAAUACUAUGAAUCGAUAAAGUCAGCAGCGACACGAUACUCGCCUGCUUUGAUUUCUACAAUGGAAUUAAAGCACGUGCAUGAGGGAGAAACGGUUGAGUGAUCCCAGUUUUUCAUAGUUGAAUUUGCUACCUCAGAUUUCAUUGGUCCUUACUUUUUUCACCUGAGCGAGUACCCAGAACGCUUUUACCGUGUACAUACAAGUUUGUCAUGUGAUACGUAAAUAUACAAGUUUGCCAGUUUACAAUGACCAGCCGAUUGCGCCAUUAUUCUAUGUACAGUACAAUAUGCAAACACUGGCAAGAAGAGAUGAGUGAGUGCGCUUUAAUCUUAUUAUGGGUGUGAUAAGUUCAGGUGCAGAGCUUUUUAUGUGUGUGUUCGUCCUCGUAUUUGUCUUUCAGUCUGUAGAGCAUGGCACAGUAUGUUUGCUUCACACGCUGUAGAGGGUCACUGCAUUCUAAUGUUUAGGACAAGUUUGUUUUCUUUUGGCCCCAAACUGAUUUUGAUGUCUAGUUUAAACAGGCAAAUGACAGCUUCAGUGUUUGUAUUUUGAAUCUAGACAGCACAAAUAAAAAGCCUUUACAAUGUAGGUCAUCAAAGUACAUUUAAAAAAUUUCAGUACUACAGUAGUUGUAAAUUCAAGUCAUGAACUGUUAGCAGGCCACCAGAAAAAUGACAGAAGGAUUAUGAGGUGUGAAGAUGCUCAUCCACAUAUGGUGAUUACUUCACCGAACCACCUCUUUACGAGUAUGGUUAAAUAAGAAAGGCAGCAAGUACAGAGGCAAACUGGCAAGAAGCAUGCACCAACUGAUUUGCUAUUUAAACCAUCACACUGCCCUGGUCAGGUGGGUGGCAGUUUACAUCUUAAACUGCCACCCACCUGAAUCCAGUAUUACAGUUUGUUGUUAAAGUUUGCUGCAAAUUUCCAAAACGUAUCAUUGCUCAGGUUUCAUUUGGCAUAGUGCUGUAACUGUAUUAGGUCUGCCUGCUAUAUGAUAGGGAGUACCUUAAGGCACCUGCCAAGUAACCCCUUUACAAGAACAGGAAAGUAUUGUUGUAGAAGUGAUACUCCAAACAUCUUUGGUCCAAGACUCCUACAUAAAAUUAUUUCACCUCAGCGGAAGGUUGUGCUUUAUCAAAGUAGCGCAACACGUCGGCAGCCACCGGAUGAGAGGAUUUCCUUUGUUUUAUUCCUUUGACUUCGGCCCUACUGUAGCUGGUCAGUGGGUAGGAUGAAGAUCACAAGAUUUUAAGGAGGGUUUGUUCCUUUUGAAUGAAAUAAUAUCCGGACACUGGUACUCCUUGUAUACUAAGAAUUACUGUAUAUGAACAAGGGUCCUGAAAGUAAGUUUUGAUAUAAUGUUUUAAUAUAAAACAAUCUGACAGUCAGAAGUUUAACACUUGGAAAGGUACAUGUCCAUCCAAUGCAUUUUGAGAGAGUUUUUCCCCCUGGGAUUUAUGGUAAGGUGAUCUAUACAUUUCAAAAGGUGGUGAAGGAAAUGAUCAAGGUGUAGUGGUGCCACUGUUAAGAAGAUGUAAAGGCACAGUCUGGAGUUUACCCAGAUACCUCAGGGCAGGUGGAAAUGCACAUAAUAAUUACAGGAGCAGGUGCACUGAUAACCCUUUACAGUGGAGCUGAACUGAAAUGACUGAGGUUUUUUUUCUGCCUAAAUGGUCAUUUCCACGGAAUCUUCUUUUUUUACCAGUUGUUGUUUUGACUUCUCAAGAUGAAGGAAAAUAAAAACCUAUGCCAUCUUCAAAUUGUCUUCCCUGAAACAAAAUUAUAAAGAUAGACCCUUUCCUGUACCCACAAGAGAGUCAUAACAAAGGAGGGAAAGCCUCUUGAAGUGCAAUAGUCCUUUAAACAGUUAAGAAUUGUAGCAGCUUAACCAUAUCCAUUAAUGUUUAGCACUUUAUUUUUUAAACAGUGUAGAUGUUUAAUAAAGACUCAGGAACAUGUUACUGAUGGCACGGGUUUCAUUUUCCGUGGUCUCAGAACUCAAAACCGAUCAAUCAGAAAGAAAAGAGCAACAUUCUAAACCUUGAUUUUGGUGGAAUUACCUUUUAAUGCAGAAUUGCGAAGAUUGUAUUUUGCUGCUUGCUGGUCUAAGCUAUUUAAUUUAUUAAUUUGGUUGUAGGAUUAUUUUGUUUGCCUGUGGAUUGUACCUACUAUGAUUUACCACUUUGUCUUGGGUUACUGACGAGUUCGUUUGGUGGAUCAAGGUUUGCUGUAUAAACAUGUUUCUUCCCAUUUCCUGUGUUUUUAUGUUCAUAAUCCUGAAAGUUACGCUCAUGCAACCACUCUUGAUAUUUAUUCAAUAUUUAUGUGUAUAAAUGCUUGGGAAUCGGUACACAUUAUUCCUAUAAUCACUACUAAUAACGAUGUGACAUUUAGUAUUCAUUGUGCACAUGUCCUGGAAAGGAAGGCCAAGGAAAAUGAACCCACUGUCAACAUCUGCCUAUUUGCCUGUGCAGCAAUUGGACUGUGUGUCUGUAUGUACAUAGCUAAUGUCACGCUUUGUACAGGUGCACUUUAGUAUCGAAACCAAGCAAGUGAACGCUGUAUCAAAGGGUCAUUGCUGAAAUUUGAAAUUCACGUAUCAUUCAACUCUUUUAGGACGUUUAAGGAAAAAAAGAUUAUCUGAAAGCUAUAGUUUGACUUAAAUUGAAGUUGUAGAUGCGGCUGGAUUAUCUGAUUUUAAACUUCAACCAAGGAUAUUUUUACAGUGACUUGAAAAUAAAUUUUGGGGUGUGAUCACGAUGGUUUGAAAGACCUAAACCCAGACAAUUAUUGCUAAGGGGAGGGUGGUUUGUAAAGUAAAAAUUGACUCUAGCUGCUUUCAGAUGAACAGUGAUUCAACAUGUUAUUGUGUUGUUGUUUGAGUGGGAUACAGAGUUGCUGGAAUCCCCUUUUCACCGUUCUGCAUCAUGGAUGUCCGAAGCUGACACUGACCAAAUCUACUGAGUUCCACUUACUACUUUACCCUGUCUGCUCGUUGCUCUGUUUUAUUUGGUUUACUUCACUGACACACCCAUCACCCUUAGUCAAUUUUCACCAGCAGUCCCUGCCUGUCGUCACCAGGAACAAGGUCCCAUAAUAAAUUACACUUUACUACAAGUAUCCAGUAAACGGAAAGUGAAGCUGGCGUUACAUGAAGUUAUUUACCAGUGAACCAGGUUUAUUUAUUUAUUUUAUAAUCGUUUUUUUUUUUCUUUUGCAGUGUUGAGGUACUGAUUUUCAGAAGUGAGGUCUCCUCGCCAUCUCACGUACUGUAGCAAGUGUUUUUGUUAGUGUUCAAUAACAGUCACCUAGUGGCCUGAACUGUAUCUUUACAUUCAGAACUAUGACCUCAAAGCUAGAAUGUGGAUGUUGUCGACUCUUCUUCUUUAACCUUGUAUGUGACAGUACACCUUAGUGGAAUAUUCAGUGCUAGAGAUUGCAUUUAUGUAAUGCAUAGUGCAUAUUAUAACAGUAGAGGGUGCACUUUGACAAAAAAAAAAUCCCUGGGGGAUAAGGGAAUUGGUGUGUUUGUGGGGGUGGGGGGAAUUUAAGGAGGUUAGAGUACUUUUCCCCUUUUGAAACACACAAACUUAAAAACUCAGCUUACACUUACAGCUGCAAACUUAAACACACACACACAGACACAGACACAGCUCCCUUAAUGGCUCUCCCAUACUGCUGAGCUUUUUUCAGCUCUUUUCAACUUUCUAUGAGUUCCAAAACAAAAGGGUCCUGUAUUUGUAGAUAUUUUGAGCACUUGGGGAGGGGGGGUUUGGUACCGUUUACACAACACUAGAUCUGCUGUCACUCCUCGCCUGUACAUACCAACUUCUACUACUUGUGAAGGAAAACAAACUCUUUGGCACUCGUAUAGCCAGCACUAUGCAGAAACUGAAAAAUUUCUUUGGCAUGCUUUGAAAUGCAGAACACUAUAGAGGAAAUAUACUAAAUAAAUAAAGUCUGCUCUAAUUUCUUAUUAAAAUAAUCACCUUAUUGAGAAAACAAGAUGUUGAUAAAGCUGUCCAUGGUAAAAAUGGAUAUGAUGAUGACGGUGAGGAUGAUUAGAGUUGAUGAGGGUGAUGAAGUUAAAGACUUUUAAUAUUGUGCACAUUUUUACUUGCAUGCUGCACUGAAAAUCAUCCAGCAAUGAGAUGUUUUUGAUGUGCAAAGCAGCUGAUUUUUGCUGUAUGCUUGCAAACUGUGUGUAGAGUGAAACACUGAAUUCUUCCGGGAUACGGGAGAGUCAUAUUUAUAGAUACAUAUAUAUACAUACUACUUUCAAGUCAUGGAAGAGAGGGGUACUGAAUAGCUGCAAAUACAGUGAUGCUAGAUGAUACAAUAUUAUAUUGUAUAUUUGUAUCUUUGGUUGCAAACUACUGUAAAGGAAUGAUGCAUGUGUGGCAGUCCUGGGCAGAACUAUUAAAUGUUUCCCAUAUAUCAAAGAGCAGUUGAUUUACCUUUUUCGGGCCAUGUUUUCACUUCUGCCUUGGAAGUGAAAUCAAGUGCACCUAAAAUAUUACAAAUUCUGCUUUUGCCCUGCUAGGAUGAGCUACACGCUGAAGAAUGACUAUUCUCAACACAUCUGAGUGCAGCUUUGGACCACAUCUUUCGUACUUUUCAGGAGGAAAAUCUGUUGGCAAUGGCAUAUCUUUAACACGUUUUGCUGAAAAGUACUGAGUUGUGUUAUGUCCCCAAAAGCCUCUCACAAAUAUUUUGAAAAUAGCAAAUCUUUUUAAUAGUGUGUACUCUAUGGCAGUCCCUGGAAUACUGACUUAACCAUAGGGAUAUAAUAGUGGGGUGGCCAAUGGAGUGCUUCUAGAAGCUCACAAUACAAUAUUCAUAUCAAAUGUUGAAGAAAGUUAGAUGGGGAAAUGGUGAAGCU
Xiphias gladius (swordfish) is the source of this 9966-nucleotide messenger RNA. RefSeq names its product potassium voltage-gated channel, subfamily H (eag-related), member 2b (gene kcnh2b). NCBI's taxonomy places the organism in Eukaryota, Metazoa, Chordata, Actinopteri, Istiophoriformes, Xiphiidae. The coding region runs from base 175 to 4014 and encodes 1279 amino acids. Gene Ontology annotation, biological process: regulation of heart rate by cardiac conduction; membrane repolarization during action potential; potassium ion transmembrane transport. Gene Ontology annotation, molecular function: inward rectifier potassium channel activity. The record is from RefSeq and is a predicted model, not a curated record. The transcript has 23 exons. Gene Ontology annotation, cellular component: membrane.